UUGGUUCGCUGAACCGAAGCAGAGUCCAUCUUUCACGCAUGCGCAGAGCGGAAGGUGGAGGUUGUGUACGGCCGUACAAGAGUGGAGCUUGAAGCAGUGUGCUUUCGUAGUGCAGGUGUGUCAGGACCGAGGAUCUGAUCUGCCGAUCGCCACACAUACACACCCAGGCACGUGGGUCGCACUCCGCGAAGUUCAGACCAACUUGGAAACGAAGACGAACACAAUGUGGUUCGUGUGUGGACUGUGUCUGCUCUCCUUCAUCGUCUGUCGGGCAGUUCCCGUAAACAAGGACAGCUCUUCUCAUGAGAGGGGCAUAUACUUCGACAAGAGCAGUGAGAAGUUCGCAAAUGAAAGUGUUUGCGUUUCUGACGACGUUCUGUACAAGGAAGGCGACCCCAUCCCAACUGCCAGCCUGUGUGAGCGAUGCGUGUGCAGUCCACCUGACAUUACUUGUGAGGCCAUAGAAUGCAAGAAGUCUGGCUGCCGGGCCAUCUAUCGCUCCAAUCAAUGCUGCCCGGAGUACAAGUGUGACUGUGAGGCGGAUGACAGAAUUUAUCAAAAUGGUGAGCGCCUAGAGGACCCUGAUUCACCCUGCAGGGUUUGCUAUUGCCAGAGUGGAGAAAUCGUGUGCACAGUAAUCAAGUGCUACACACGUGCAGAUUGCACGCCACAUUAUGUGACUGGCAAGUGCUGUCCCAAGUAUGACCACUGUCCACCUGUAGACCCUACACCAAUGACGUUUUACGCGACAUCAGAAACUUUGUCGGAAUUAAUCAAGUCAUCUUCAGCUGACCAAAUACAAAAUAGUUCAGUGAAGAAUAUCCAAGACAACAUUGUGGACUCUGCAAAGAGGAUAGAACUAGCUGGAGAAAGUAUGAACGACAGCCCUAUACCUGAACCCAACUCAUCAGAUUAUGGCCAAGAUAUUUCAUUAACAUCAUCCUCUGCAGAAACAAGAUGUAAAGAAGAUAAUGAUAAGGAAGAAAUAUCGAAAAACAACACUGAGGUCUAUACUGAAAGUACUAACACUGGAGAAACAACCGAGAGAAAAGAGGAUGACAAAGAGGAAACACAAGAUACCACUGAGGUCAAAACAGAAAAUACAGGCACUGAAGAAACAAGCACGAGACAGAAGGAUGCAAAAGACGAAGAGGAGUCGCAAAAGGACAGCACUGAGGUUUAUACAGAAAGUACAAGCACUGGAGAAACAAGCAAGCAAGAAAGAAAUGACGAAGAGGAACUGCAACAAGUCAGCACUGAGGUCUAUACUGAAAGUACAAUCAGCAAUAAAGAAGAUGAAAUGGACAUGUCUUCAGAGCAGAUGGAAGACAAGAUUGCCGAGACUCGGUCUGAUGAGACUACUACAACCCACAAUUCAGCUGAUGUCACAACAACAGUGAUAUAUCCUUCUGAUGAAAAUGGCAUGAUGAAAGAUGGCGGAACUAUGUGGUUCAUCGGAGAGGUAAAAUCAUCUGUCGAGUCGGUAACACACGGAACAUCUCAAGAAACAGUACAGCAUGAAAUAACUACCAUCGCAAUUGAAGAUGACAAAGAAGUUGGCAGUGGAACUGAAUCUACACAGUUUGAAGCUUUUGUGGGCAGCAGAGAAGGUAGUGAUGAAGGAACUUCACAUGAGUCCACAGGAGAUGAUGGCAAUAAAUUCAACAUUAGCUCUGGAGAACUGGGGCAGAAUAAAUAUGAUGAAAACAAUCCAGAAGCUGGUAGUUUUGAAAACAGCAACACCAACUCCACAGCUGACCACACACAAGCAACAGAGCACGAACCCAGGGACUCAGUUCCUGUGAUUACGUUACAGAACGACAUGGAAUCUUCGCAUAUGGGUAUUGUGCUGCCAGAUUUAGAUAAUAACAAGAUGCAAGUAGACUAUGACAUUAAAAAAAUAGAGACAAAUCCAACAGUUGGCACAGAAGCAGAAAUUAAUACCAGUUUAGAGUACAACAACAUUACAAACAAAAUCACUGCAGAUUAUCUGGAUAAAAGUGAACUAGGUGGGAAAACCUUUCAGACCUCAAAUGAAGAAGAAAGUGAAGGCAUAACUACCGAUGAAUCUACUGAUGAUGCUUCUUUUACAACUACCCCCACUAGUGAGGUUACAUCAGAAUUUCAAUCCACCGAAACAACAGAAAUGAAUGAAUUCAGCAUGGGCCAAGGUAAAACUGGUUUGUCAGCAGCUUCACUUUUAACACACGACAGUCAAACAGAAGCACAGGAUGAGGAAUCUAUGAAUCCUACAGAUGGCUCCACAACUCCAGACAUCUUAGAAGGAGAACAUCCACUCAACACGAAAGAAUUUGAACAGACUACUGAACACACACAGACGACUCCAACCGAUGAGCCGAAGGAUGCUACGACAGCAAAUACAAUAAGUGACGACAGUGGUACACAGGAUACUAAGGUAGAAAUGUACUCCAGCGAUAAAGAUAUUUCCCAUACUGAAUCAACGAGGGAAAGUUUCACAGACAGUUUUGGGAAUAUAGAUUCUUCAAGUGAAACUGAAAAUAGUAUGCACUCCACAACACAUACUAUACAACUCAACAAGAAGAUAUUAGAUGCAGCAGUUGCAUUCAAAAAUAACAAAGUAGAAGACAUAUUACCAAAAGAGUGGUUUACAUAUGAUCAGCUCACAACUGAAACAAAUACUGAAGCUGUACCUCAAACAUCUCCCAAUGAAGACAAAGCAGAAGAGUUUCCAUCGACCAUAAAUUACAGCCAUGACAAAAUCAGAAACUCCUAUGAAUCUAAAAGUGUAGAAAAAACUGAUCGGCCUGUAGAAAUUGACACCACCAAACCUGUAUGGACAACUGAAAGCAUAAUGACAAGUUUCGACAGUUCAGAAACCACAGGCAAAAUAGAUAAUAGGCCAUCCAAUGACGAUUCUCAAACAUCGGCAGAUGAACUUUCGAAUGAGAUCCAAACUACUAUAAAUAUUGACACUGACUCAGAGGAGACAAAUGUUACAAUUACAGAACAUGGAACCUCAACCAUAUCUGAUUACAGUUUAAAAGAAACUAAGAUACCAUUUUGGUAUAUCCCCUCCUUAGAACACAGCGAAGAGAGUAACAGAUCGGAAGGUACUGAUACCAGCUCAGACGUUACAUCCGAAAAUAAUUUUAACAUCAAUGAAGACAGCAAACAGGGUGGGUCAGAUGAAAGUUUGAAUUCCAAUACAUAUAAAAAAUCUUGGGCCAAACAACCAAAUGAAUUUGAUAAGAUUCAUCCAGAAUCUUUGAAUGUCGAAGACAAGUCCACUGAUUACAAUCAACAUGGAUCUGGUGAGUCUGUUUCGAUGAAGGAGGUAAAAUCAGCUUUCUAUUCUGGUGACAGUUAUGAACAGAGUUUUCUUGAUCUUUAUGGACCGGGAGACUACUACGUGACGUCGUCGGAGUCAGAUCUUACGUACAACACUACUGAUGAGCGCGGCGAAGCCACAUCAACUGUAACUAUCCCUGGUAGUCAAGAGCAAUUUACAGAGUCAACUACGGUCAGAAGUAGUGAUAAUGAAGACAAAGAAAGUUAUUCCCAAGUGAAUGUGGACACGGACACUACUGUAACACCUACUGAUUCAUCAAUAACAGCAGCAACUAACGAAACAGAGAGUGCGUUGGAAUCGACAACACCAAGACUGUCGGAAAAUGUUUAUAACAGUGGGGAAAUUUCAAAUCUUUCUGAAAUAAAAGUGUGGAAUUCAUUGGAAGACAGUCAAGAUGCAAAAUUUGAAAAUAUGGGUAUGAUUAAGGUUGAGGAAGCUUUAUAUGACGCUUCAGUUUCCAACGAGGAAAAUUAUUCAACACAGUAACUUUGCUGUUGUAGUGAAAUAUAUUCAAAAGCUGAUACAUUAUUUUCCAUGAGCAUGAAUGAGCAACUUUUUCAUGUAAUUCAAAAUGUUCCAAACAAUGAAGUUAUGCUCAUUUGUGGUGUACCUACAAAAUGUCAUUUAAAUGUGAAUGACAUGGCAUAACUUUGUUGUUAUCAAACUGUGUGACUGUUUUAUGACUGAUGAAACAUUUUUAAUCUCAUCAGCAUCAAGAACAAUAUAGUAGGAUAAAAGAUUAAUUCUUCCUUCAAAAAAUUCAGUAUGUUCAAACUUAUCAAAAUUAAGUCAACAUGUCAGAAUAUGGAUAAACCAUAAAUUUCUUACACAAAAAUUACCACUGUCUUUCUGUUAGUUGCAUAUUCAUUAUGUCAUAAAAACCAUGAAAUUUAAUAUAAUCAACUUAAAAUUUUGAUGAAAAAAAUCUGCACCCUCAUUCUUUGGAAUGCAGAGUCUAAGCUGUUCUUGCAGAAACAAGAGAAUAAAAAGAUGCAGAUGACGAAGUUGUCCAUAUUUAAGAGCAGUAAGGAAAACAAAAGUAACAUCUCUAAACAAAGAACAUACAAAUAGUUCAUGAAUUUCUGUUCAGAAUGCUCUGCUCUUGUAGGUUAUUUAUCAGUAAUCAGAAAGGCAAGGAGACACCUUACGCUAAAUCACAUUUCAAGUAAAAACACCAAUAACAUUUUUAAAUAAUAACUUAUGCUGAAGAAUUCACCAGAAGUUCAUGGGUAGAAUUAAAACAAAUCAAUCAUAUCAGUCUUAAAUGAUUCAAGUGUUGAAAAUCAAACAACUUUGAACAAUUACUUUGACUAUAAAAUGUUCAGUGGACGUAUUUUAAUUUUUCUGAGCAACGUUACGAAAACGCGUCCAUUGUAAGUGAUAAAUAACGUAUGACAAGUCUGAUUUCAUUCAUUUGCUGCUAAUUUGCUGGAAAUAUUUUGCCUGGCAAGAAUUUUGGUUACAGGGGUGUAAUUUUUCAAUGUUAAAAACCUGAUAAAAUCCCAAAAUGUAGUUUGAGAAGACAGAAUGAUGAGCAUUUUGACAAUGUUUAUAAGGAAGCGUGUGUAUACAAACGUGGACAGAUUAGAGCGCAUUAAGUAAUGCCUUUCAGUCAAUUUGUGUCUAAUGUUACAAUGUCUUUUUCUGGAAGAAUCAAUUACUGCAUUUUCCCUGAACAAGACACAUUGCCAAAAAUAAUGUUGGGAUGCAUUAUGUUUCAUCAGGGACCAAAGACCUUUUGGGCUGAGCUGUUUACACUUUCCGUCCCUCUUAAAGCUGUCCAGAACCAAACUCAUUAUUUCCUAAAUAAACAAAUUAACUUCAUAAAAUCUAUUCCUCCCAGCAUCAUCGUCAGUUGCAUUUUAGAAUACCGACAAUCUAAACUUUCUGUAAUUACUAAUAGUUUUAGUAAUAAUGGACAAAAUAAAAUGUUUUUGUAAUAUUGUU
This is a messenger RNA of Zootermopsis nevadensis, 5278 nucleotides long. RefSeq lists its product as uncharacterized. Gene Ontology annotation, cellular component: extracellular region. Lineage: Eukaryota; Metazoa; Arthropoda; Insecta; Blattodea; Termopsidae. Gene Ontology annotation, molecular function: BMP binding. Gene Ontology annotation, biological process: positive regulation of BMP signaling pathway. The record is from RefSeq and is a predicted model, not a curated record.